AUGGCUCGCCGAGUGCCCCAGCUGCUGACCUUCGGCCUCUUAGCGGCGCUCUUCGUGUGGAACACGGCAUUCCUCCAGGUCGAGGCACCGACCCCCAAGCAGACGGUCCCGGUCGCUGCAGCAGCAGCGUUGUCAGCAGCUCCCUUGCCAGCUCUCGCGGGCGAGCCUCCAAGCGUGGGCAUUCACUGGUACUGGGACCUGGGCAUCGGCACGAUCCACGGCGAGACCGCCAGCAUUAUCAUCUGGGUGUUCCUGGUUUGCACCAUCUUUGCUUUGGCCGGAGCAGGCGGCAGCAGCCGCAAGAGUGCAGCGUAG
This is a messenger RNA of Symbiodinium necroappetens, 315 nucleotides long. The record is from the annotation of a GenBank genome assembly. NCBI's taxonomy places the organism in Eukaryota, Dinophyceae, Suessiales, Symbiodiniaceae.